AUGGCUAACGUCAUUGAAGUGGUCGUUACCCUUACACCGGUUUAUUCGCCGGACACGCUCCCGUUUCGAUCUCUCACGUUCCUAUCGAAUAACGAUACCGUGCCUGUCGGUCGAGCGUCGAAAUCAGAGAACAAGAAUCUGGUUCCUUGUCAUGAUAAUGCCUGGUUUGAUUCGCGUGUCAUGUCUCGCGAGCAUGCUGUGAUCGGUGUCAAGAUGGAGGACAAGUCGGUUUACAUUCGUGACCACGGUUCUCUACAUGGGACACAACUCAACGACGUCAAGAUUACGCCAAAGCAGAACACUACUGUCAAGAACGGGGAUGUUUUGACCUUUGGUAGUGAGAUUUCUCGCGGAGCCCAGACCUUCCGACCUAUUGCCGUUCGUCUCGAUUGUCAGUGGCACGAAAAGCGCACCGUGCCAGCCAUGAGGCUGACCGCUAAUACUUUCUCCGUCCCUGAUGAAGAUGACGACGUAAUCGAAGUCGUCGAUUACAAGACACUCUCAGUCCAGCAAAAGUCCUCUCCAUGGUCUGAGUCGUCCGACAUGGAAUAUGGCAGCGACUUGAGCCGUCCUCUCGAUUUGACUUCUCCGGUAACUUCACCUGAGAUCAAGGUCUCUCAGUUGCCCACAAAGCCGCUGAACGAUGCAACCGUCGCCACCAUUCAACAGACUACAACGACCACUAGUGAAGCUGUGAUCCCUCCAUCCAGCCCACCUUACCAUGCAGCCUCUCCUGAGAUGUCAGAGCACGAAAACCACUCUGAGUCCGAAGAGGAGGAAGGUGUUAGCGAAUCUGAGGACUCUGCAGGUGAAGAACAGAACGGCAUGUUCGAUGAGGAUUCCGAGGAUAGUGAGGAUGAUCAUUAUGAAGGCAGUGAUUGGGGCGAAGAGGCAGCUCCUGACGCUCAAGCACCUUCUUUCUCUGUUUUCGAGGGUGAUAUGGCUCSCCCMACGGGAGGCUUCAAGAUCGGCAACGAAGUCGAAACUUCUACCCGUUAUGAGAACCAAGCCUUCUCACAAGUACUCAACCAGCCGACUCUGGCAAGCGAGACUUCAGCCAUGGCUGCUCCAGUGCAGCCUCAUACUAGUGCAGAGUCGUCUCACCAAGGUUUCACAUGGCCAGAAUAUCUAAUCCCACGCGUUCCCAGCCCAUCAGACAAGGCGAUGGCGAAACCGAUGGAUAUUCCAGCUCCAGCAGUAUCCCCUUGUCUGGCUCCAGCAUACCAGUCUUACAAUAACAUUGCACCGGCAAUCCAGGCCUGGGCUAGCCGCAAUCUUGGUUCCACCAGCAGCUUUGCCUCUAACAAUGCCAAUGAGUCGUUCCCAUUCGGACCUCAUAGAUCCUCAGGCGGAUAUCUGCGACACGUCGCAAACGAGAUCUCAAGUGGUUAUCCACUGAAGACUCGUUACUUGGCCGACGAACAGCCAGAAGUCAAAAAGGCUGACAAGGCAGAUGCACCAGCAACUCGCGUCUCGGUUUCGGAUAUUGUUGAAGCCCACACUCAGAACUAUCCUACUUCUAAUAAUCUCAAGCGUAAGGCGAACGAUUUUGAGGCUGAUCUUGAUGACGGUCCUCAAGAUAAUGGCAACACUCAAGACAGCAUUACGGAUGCGCAGCCACGCCCUGAUAUGCAGGAUCUCGAGCUCACUCAAUCACAAAUUCCCGAGACUCAGCCGAUCAAAGAAGUGGCUCCCACCACCGAAGAGCAUCGUCGUAAGCGUGUCAAGUCAAAUCAAGCUUACACCUUCAUGAAGUAUGCAGCUGUUGCUGCCGUUGGCGCCGCUGUUGGUAGCAUCGGCACCAUCGCUGGUCUCUCUUCCCUUCCUGCUGAUUUCUUCAACUAG
This is a messenger RNA of Talaromyces amestolkiae, 1845 nucleotides long. RefSeq lists its product as uncharacterized. Bases 1 to 1845 code for a protein of 614 amino acids. The record is from RefSeq and is a predicted model, not a curated record. The transcript is spliced from 3 exons. Gene Ontology annotation, cellular component: cytoplasm. Lineage: Eukaryota; Fungi; Ascomycota; Eurotiomycetes; Eurotiales; Trichocomaceae. Gene Ontology annotation, molecular function: protein binding.